This is a messenger RNA of Cottoperca gobio, 621 nucleotides long. RefSeq names its product synaptonemal complex central element protein 3 (gene syce3). The record is from RefSeq and is a predicted model, not a curated record. Gene Ontology annotation, biological process: synaptonemal complex assembly; reciprocal meiotic recombination; spermatogenesis. The coding region runs from base 118 to 378 and encodes 86 amino acids. The transcript is spliced from 3 exons. NCBI's taxonomy places the organism in Eukaryota, Metazoa, Chordata, Actinopteri, Perciformes, Bovichtidae.
GAAAAUCGUAGGAAGGUACGUCAUCACGUUUUAAAAUGAGAAUGCGCCGUUUCUUUUUUAAAGUAAGCGCGAGAACUUUUAAAUUCAAACUAACUUGCCGAAGAAAAGCCCUCUACUAUGGCCCAUUUAUCUUCGCUCCCCGAGCUUCAGCAAGGAAGCAUCGACGACGUGUUGCAGGUGAACAAGGAUUUGGAGAGCACCAUAGAAGCCGUUGAACAUACUUCGGUGCAGUUGACCUGGAUGGGUUAUGACAUGGUGGCACUGCGGACCAGUCCCGAGCUGGGGACCUCUAUGCAGAAACUGGAAGAAGCCUAUAAUAGAUGCAGAGUUGUUAUCUGUGGAGACCGAGAACAGCCGGAGUCAGAUAUGGGCAUAUGACCUGAGGCUACCACCACUGUAGCUACUCCGAUAUUAUUUUAGUUCAUAAGAGUGUACUGAGCUUAAGUGGAAAGCUUGUAAAUGUCGUUUUUAAACUUUGCUAUUUAGAAGCAGGUAUUUGGACUGAUGUGUAUGUACAGACUUCAGCUCUUUGUUAUGUUUAUGUUUAUCUUAGCAUUUCCUGCACAUGUUGCUUGUAGUUCAUAACGUGUUCUGAUCUGUUUAGCCUGUUAAAUUGAACAA